This is a messenger RNA of Colletotrichum abscissum, 882 nucleotides long. RefSeq names its product proteasome A-type and B-type. Bases 1 to 882 code for a protein of 293 amino acids. Gene Ontology annotation, biological process: ubiquitin-dependent protein catabolic process; proteasomal protein catabolic process. Gene Ontology annotation, cellular component: proteasome core complex, alpha-subunit complex; nucleus; proteasome core complex. NCBI's taxonomy places the organism in Eukaryota, Fungi, Ascomycota, Sordariomycetes, Glomerellales, Glomerellaceae. The transcript has 3 exons. The record is from RefSeq and is a predicted model, not a curated record.
AUGACGUCGAUAGGCACAGGUUAUGACCUGAGCAACUCCAUCUUCUCCCCCGACGGUCGCAACUUCCAAGUCGAGUAUGCCGUCAAGGCCGUCGAGAACGGUGGCACAUCCAUCGGUAUCCGAUGCAAGGGUGGUGUCGUCCUCGCUGUCGAAAAGAUCAUUGCCUCCAAAUUAUGGAAGCCCAAUGCCAACAAGCGUAUUGCUACCAUUGACAGACAUCUCGGUGUUGUCUACUCAGGCAUGAUCCCCGAUGGCCGCCACUUCGUCGACCGCGCCCGUGAAGAAGCCCGCGGCUGGCGCGACACCUUCAAGACUCCCAUCUCCACCGCCGACCUCGCAGCCCGCAUGGGCGGCUACCUCCAAGCCUACACCCUCUACUCCUCAGUUCGUCCAUUCGGCAUUACCGCCAUUGUCGGUGGUUUCGACCCCUCUACCGAGACCCCCGUUGACGGCGAAGUUGGUUCUGGCCCCAAGGUCGGUGCUGGCGGCAAGGACACCACCAAGAAGCACGGUGGUCCCUUCCUCUACAUGAUCGAGCCUUCCGGUCUCUACUGGGGCUACUACGGUGCUGCUACUGGCAAGGGCCGUCAAGCCGCCAAGGCAGAGCUCGAGAAGCUCGACCUCGCUGAUGGCGGACUGACGUUGGAGGACGCCGUUAAGGAGGCUGCCCGCAUCAUCUACGUCGCCCACGACGACAACAAGGACAAGGAGUUUGAGCUCGAGAUGAGCUGGAUCAGUGAUAUUGACGGCCCCACCAAGGGCCGCCACGAAGAGGUGCCCAAGGAGCUGCGCGAGGAGGCGGAGCGGUUUGCCAAGAAGUCACUCGAGGGCGAUGACGACGAUGACGAGGACAAGAAGGAGGACGACAAGAUGGAGGAGUAG